GGCCUGGCCACCUCCGCAGCAGCCCCGGACGCUGCCUGCUCCUGCCAUGGUGCCUCGGCCCGGCCGGGCGCAUGGAGCAGGAUCCCAAGCCGCCCCGUCUGCGGCUCUGGGCCCUGCUCCCCUGGCUGCCCAGGAAGCAGCGGCCCAGGAUCAGCCAGACCUCCCUGCCUGCCCCUGGCCCUGGCCCUGGCCCUGGCCCCAGGCAGGACUCGCCUUGUCCUUCUACCAGAGAGAGCCCAUCUUCCAUCUUGGCCAGAAACAAAAGCCCAGCUGUGCCUUCCCAGUACGCGAGCAAACUCGACUUCCUAUUGUGGCAAAACCAAAACCUUUGUAGCUGCGGGAGGGGAGCCUCCAGAGAGGACUUGGGGCAGGAUGAGGGCGUUCUCAAGGAGAUCUCCAUCACACACCAUGUCAAGGCUGGCUCGGAGAAGGCCGACCCAUCCCAUUUUGAGCUCCUCAAGGUCCUGGGCCAGGGAUCCUUUGGCAAAGUCUUCCUGGUACGAAAGGUCACCCGACCUGACAGUGGACACUUGUACGCCAUGAAGGUACUAAAGAAGGCGACACUGAAAGUGCGUGACCGCGUUCGGACCAAAAUGGAGAGAGACAUCCUGGCUGACGUAAACCACCCGUUUGUGGUGAAGCUGCACUACGCCUUCCAGACCGAGGGCAAGCUCUACCUUAUCCUGGACUUCCUGCGCGGCGGGGACCUCUUCACCCGGCUCUCUAAAGAGGUUAUGUUCACGGAGGAGGAUGUGAAGUUUUACCUGGCCGAGCUGGCUUUGGGCCUGGAUCACCUGCACAGUCUAGGCAUCAUUUACAGAGACCUGAAGCCUGAGAACAUCCUUCUGGAUGAGGAAGGCCACAUCAAACUCACUGACUUCGGUUUGAGCAAGGAGGCCAUCGACCAUGAGAAGAAAGCCUAUUCCUUCUGCGGGACAGUGGAGUACAUGGCCCCUGAGGUCGUCAACCGCCAGGGCCAUACCCACAGUGCAGACUGGUGGUCCUAUGGGGUGUUGAUGUUUGAGAUGUUGACGGGCUCCCUGCCCUUCCAGGGGAAGGACCGGAAGGAGACUAUGACUCUGAUUCUGAAGGCAAAGCUGGGCAUGCCCCAGUUUCUAAGCACGGAAGCCCAGAGCCUCCUGCGGGCCCUGUUCAAGCGGAAUCCUGCCAACCGGCUCGGCUCCGGCCCUGAUGGGGCAGAGGAAAUCAAGCGGCAUGUCUUCUACUCCACCAUUGACUGGAAUAAGCUGUACCGGCGUGAGAUCAAGCCACCCUUCAAGCCGGCCGUGGCGCAACCCGAUGACACCUUCUACUUUGACACUGAGUUCACGUCCCGCACACCCAAGGACUCCCCAGGCAUCCCCCCCAGUGCUGGUGCCCAUCAGCUGUUCCGCGGCUUCAGUUUCGUGGCCACCGGCCUAAUGGAGGACGACGGCAAGCCUCGGGCCACACAGGCGCCCCUGCAUGCGGUGGUACAGCAAUUACAUGGGAAGAACCUGGUUUUUAGCGAUGGCUACGUGGUAAAAGAGACGAUUGGUGUGGGCUCCUAUUCUGAGUGCAAGCGCUGUGUCCACAAAGCCACCAACAUGGAGUAUGCUGUCAAGGUCAUCGACAAGAGCAAGCGAGACCCCUCGGAAGAGAUUGAAAUUCUUCUGCGGUACGGGCAGCACCCCAACAUCAUCACUCUGAAAGAUGUGUACGAUGACGGCAAGCAUGUGUACCUGGUGACAGAGCUGAUGCGGGGAGGGGAGCUGCUGGACAAGAUCCUGCGGCAGAAGUUCUUCUCGGAACGCGAGGCCAGCUUCGUCCUGCACACCAUCAGCAAGACCGUGGAGUACCUGCACUCCCAGGGGGUCGUGCACAGGGACCUCAAGCCCAGCAACAUCCUGUACGUGGAUGAGUCUGGGAACCCUGAGUGCCUGCGCAUCUGUGACUUUGGCUUUGCCAAGCAGCUGCGGGCUGAGAAUGGGCUCCUUAUGACACCUUGCUACACCGCCAACUUUGUGGCACCCGAGGUCCUGAAGCGCCAGGGCUAUGAUGAAGGCUGCGACAUUUGGAGCCUGGGCAUUCUGCUGUACACCAUGCUGGCGGGAUAUACUCCAUUUGCCAAUGGACCCAGUGACACACCAGAGGAAAUCCUGACGCGGAUCGGCAGUGGCAAGUUCACUCUCAGUGGGGGAAACUGGAACACAGUUUCAGACACAGCCAAGGACCUGGUGUCCAAGAUGCUGCACGUGGACCCCCACCAGCGCCUCACAGCCAAGCAGGUCCUGCAGCACCCGUGGAUCACCCAGAAAGACAAGCUUCCGCAGAGCCAGCUGUCACAUCAGGACCUGCAGCUUGUGAAGGGAGCCAUGGCAGCUACCUACUCAGCACUCAACAGCUCCAAGCCCACCCCUCAGCUGAAGCCCAUCGAGUCAUCUAUCCUGGCCCAGCGGCGGGUGAGGAAGCUGCCGUCCACCACCCUGUGAGGGGCCCGAGCAUCCAGGCUGCAGGGCGGUGCUAGCUGGAUGGAGGCAGCGUGCUUCCCAGAAGAAGCAGGCCUGAAUCCCAGGGCCAGAGGGAGCGGAGCCCUGAGGGGCCCAAGAAGCAGCCAGCCCAGAUCACCCCAGGGAGGGUGUGAGAAGUGCCUUCUCCUUCCCCAGGACGGACUCUUCUCGGCUCAGGCUCUGCUGGUUGAAAUCGAUUCACUGUAAAAACUCUUUAUCUAUUUUUAAGGACAAAAUGGCAUCAACCACCAUGGAUUUCUACAAGAUCCAUUUGCCUUUCUGAGAGCAGAAGUAGCCAGCAGAGCCCCAGGAGGGCGCUGAGUCACACAAGGGUGCUCUGUGGCUGAGACCCCUUAGAGCAGCUUUAGGAUUCCCCCAGGGGGACCCCCACGAUUGGCUGUCUAUAGCCAUCUGCACCCCUCUGAGGCAGUCCGGCGUCCCCUCCCAGAGCCUUUGGCUGUUUAGCAGAACUUGCUCUAUCCCGGUUGGCUCCUUUUCUGUUCUGUUGUGCUGCAGUGGGGAGGUCUGGAACCACUUUCUGCUAGAGGAGAGGACAAAGGCCCUGUGGCUCCCAGCUCCAGGCACCAGCAUCCACCCCUGGGUCCCCUGCAGUCAGGUCGAGCAGUCCCUGAAGGAGCAUCGAGAAAGCACUUUCUGGCUGACUUCUGUUGGAGUCUGCCACAGGACAGAGUUCACGAGAGGCCUGUGGGGCGGCCCAAGAGGGGCAGGAGCUUUUUUCAUUUCUUCCUCAGCUGGUAACUCAGGGUUCAUCUGUCCAUGGCCUUUCUAAUAAACUUACAGUUGAAUUGAA
Molecule: messenger RNA, 3300 nt
Organism: Bubalus bubalis (water buffalo)
Lineage: Eukaryota; Metazoa; Chordata; Mammalia; Artiodactyla; Bovidae
Gene: RPS6KA1
Product: ribosomal protein S6 kinase A1
Exons: 22
Coding region: 72-2471 (799 amino acids)
Biological process (GO): protein phosphorylation; positive regulation of DNA-templated transcription; intracellular signal transduction
Molecular function (GO): magnesium ion binding; ribosomal protein S6 kinase activity; ATP binding
Source: RefSeq, a predicted model, not a curated record